CUUAGAAUAAUAGAGAAACAUAAAAAGUCCACCCUUCUCUUCUAAAAAAAAAAUUAAAAAACACUCCACCCUUCUGAGACCCCAACUCUUCGUUCCUUUCAUCCUGUACCUUUCGUCAAUUUUCCCAGGCAGACAUCAUCACGUUCUCUCGUUUGAUCAUCCUCUCUCUGGAUCUCUUCUUCCCCCAUGAAAUUUAGAGAUCACUUUACUGUCCCUGUCAAGAGCCCAAGUUCUACUCAGCCGCAGUGAACCAUCGGAGGCCACUCGUUCAGAUUUUCAAAACACGACCGCGGCCUUUUGCCGCCAUCUUCUGCAAGUCUGCAACUGUCUCAAAUCUUGGUGGCUUUCUUGCUACACGAUUCAAAAGCUACGCAACAGACGAAUGACGAAUCCCGUUUUCGCGGGUUAGGGCGGGAGCGUAUAGGCGAAUUGGGUGACUAUACCCACCUGGUCAAGAUCUCUGCAACUUGCUUCAAUCGUUUGUUUCCGAGAGAUCCAAAUGAAGCGGAACCUGUCUUCAUCUGAUUGCGUCCCUUCCCCUAAGCGGCCAUCGCUGCUGCCUCUUCCAACUGGGAAGCACGAGGUUUUCCUGAGCUUCAGAGGUCCGGACGUGCGAAGAACUUUUGCAGAUUGUCUGUACAAGUUCCUGGAUCAUUCCAAGAUUCGCACAUUCCUUGAUGAUGAAGAGCUCCGGAAGGGGGAGAAGAUUGCUCCUUCCCUCGUCGAGGCUAUUCAUGAAUCCAAAGUUUACAUUCCAAUCCUUUCCCAAGACUACGCUUCCAGUAAAUGGUGUCUUGAAGAGCUCUCUCUCAUGGUCAAGUCCUUGAAUCAAAACCAAGGCCACAUCUUGUUGCCCAUUUUCUACUUUGUGGAGCCUAGAGAUGUACGGCGCCAAGAGGGCUCUUACAGUGAAGCAUUUCGGCGGCACAGUCAGGAAUAUGAUGCAGAGACCAUAACGGAAUGGAAGGAAGCUCUUCAAGUGGUCGGCGAAAUGAAAGGAUGGCAUGUCACCGAAUCCGAUGGACAAGGAGACGUGAUAGAGAAGGUUUUCUCCGAAGUGUGGUCACAUCUGAUGGCAAAUUACGCAAUAGUGACUGAUGAGUUGAUUGGUAUUGAUUCACACGUGAAAGAAGUGUUGGAUUUAUUGGACUUAGACUCCAAAGGUCUGAAAGUUGUGGGAAUUCAUGGUAUUGGUGGUAUUGGCAAGACGACCUUAAGUAAAGCUGUCUACAACGAGGUCUCCUCAUGGUUUGAUCGUUGUUGCUUUCUGGAAGAUGUACGAGAAACAUUGUUGAAGGCUGAUGGUGUUGUUACUUUGCAAAACAAGGUAAUUUCUAACAUUCUGAGGCAUGACAACCAUGUUAAAGAUGUCAGCGAGGGGAUUCACCUAAUCAAAGAUAAGGUUUGCAAGUACAAGGUUCUUAUUGUUCUCGAUGAUGUAGAUCGGAGGUUUGAGUUUGACAAAGUUUUUGGGAAGUUGCAAGAUUUUUCCAUAGAAAGUCGAUUUAUACUGACAACAAGAGACAAAAGGGUUUUAGAGUUCUUUGAGGAAUGUAGGUUGUUCGAAGCCAAAGAAAUGAGUGACAUUGAUUCUUGUCAACUUCUUAGAAAACAUGCCUUUCAAAUGGAUGAUCCUCAAGAAGGAAGCGACACUCUUUGUGAGGAAUUUGUGAAACUUGCUGCAGGACUCCCUUUAGCUCUAAAGGUCAUAGGAUCCCUUUUGUUUCGUAAAGAUAUAAGAAUUUGGGAAGAAAAGCUGGAGGAACUGAAAGAAAGCCCUUUCACUGGGGUGCAUGAGAUACUAAAAAUAAGUUACAAUGAUUUAACUCCCACGGAAAAAGAAAUAUUUUUAGACAUUGCUUGUUUUUUCAUUGGGGAAACAAAAGAGUGUCCUUUUUAUAUGUGGAAUGAGUGUAAGUUUUAUCCAGAAAGUGGGAUUAGCAAUCUUAUUCUUAAGUCGUUAAUAAAAAUUAACAAGAGAAGUGAGUUCUGGAUGCAUGACCACAUCAGAGACCUUGGUCGAGCUAUUGUUUAUGAAGAAAAUAUUCGACAGCCAUGGAAACGCAGUAGGAUAUGGUCCAAUGAGGAUGCUUUGGAUAUGUUAGAAAACGGGAAGGGAAGUGCCGCUGUGCAAGUUCUUAGAAUCAACAUGGAAGAUCGAGGUAAUCUGGAGUUGACAGAAAAAGACUUUAAUAAAUUAUCAGGGAUAAGGUUUCUUGAUGUGUGGGGUGGGGGACUGACUGGAGAUUUCAGUAAGAUGCUUCCAAAUAUACAAUGGCUUCAGUUGGGUUCCUGUCAUUCAAUACCCACUGACAUUAACCUGAAGAAACUGGUAAUUCUUAGCUUGGAACAUUCCAAUGUAUGGGAUUAUUGGAGAGGCUGGAAAAGAAUUAAGGAGAGUAAGAAGCUGAAAGUCGUAAAUUUAAGGUGGUGUGAUGACUUGGUGAAAGCUCCCGACUUGUCCUUUUCUGGCAGUCUAGAGGUGAUAAAUCUUGAUGUCUGCUGUGAUAUGGGAGGAGAGCUGCACAUCAGCAAUUUCAAGAAAUUAAAACUGCUGAGGCUUUCGGGUAGUAAGAUAACAGAAUUGAAAGGUGACAUCCAGAUGCUUCAAGAUCUGAAGGAGAUUGAUGCUUCAAGAUCCAAGUUGACAAAAUUGCCUACUGGUAUAGGGUUCCGAAUCUUUUGGAGCUCAAGGACUUGGAGGUGCUAUGCUUUCAGAACUGUUAUAAUGGGCCUCAAAUUCCUGGAGAUAUAGGGCUUCAACUACCCAAGCUGAAGAAGUUGAAUGUGGACUCUUGUGGUGCGUUGGAAACUCUGCUACUGGAGGUGGUGUCAGCUGCUACAUCGAGUAGCAAUGGGAUGGGAGUCUCAGCUACCCAACUCCCAUCUUCUCUAAACAGCCUUGUUGUGAGGAGUUGUCAGAAAUUGGAGAGACUGCCGAAUCUCGCAAAUCUGAGUAACUUGACCGAACUACGACUGGUACUGGUUGUAGUACACGAGAUAAGUGGCCUGGGAGAGCUGAGAAUGUUGGAAACAUUAGAAAUAUCUCGAGCCCCACACCUGGAGAACCUUGAUGGUCUUGAAAAUUUAGUGCUCCUACAACGGCUUACUCUGGACCGCUGUGAUGCAGUUGAAAAACUGCCCAGUCUUUCCAGUUUGGUCAAGUUACACACAUUAAAAAUUCGUAGGUGCAAGGACCUUUUUGAAAUCCAAGGGAGCCAGUCACUGGAUGCCUUGGGAGAGUGUUCUUUAACUCAUUUGGAAAUAAGCAGGUGUCCCAGGUUAGCUAAUGUUGAAGGCCUUCUUCAAUCUCUGGAAACACUGACCACUUUGGAAUUAACUAACUUUCUGUCACUAGAAACGCUACUUGGUCUUCCUUCAUUAGGCAACCUGAAGAAGUUAACUGUUGAGGAAACCUCUCAUGGUGUUUUACAAAGAAACGAGACUCGUCUUUCUGUACCACGAAUACGAAGCUUGCAUCUUGCUCGUCUUUGUAAUCUACAAGUAAUAAAGAUUUCUAGAUGCCAGCAAUUGAUUGAGAUUACAGGGUUUGAAGCACUGCAGUCAUUAGAAGAACUAGAUAUUUCGUCUUGCACCUCCUUUCAGAAGCUGUCAAAUCUAUCUGCCCUCAAGAAUUUGAAGAAACUAACAAUUCGAGAUGGCGCACAGCUGGCCAAGCUUGAAGAGCUUGACCGGUUGGAAUCAUUAGAAUGUCUAGAUAUGGAAGGCUGCAUGUCAAUCGAGAAGCUGCCGCCGAAUAUGUUUAAUCUUAAAAAUUUGUGGUCGCUGAGUAUUGUUGAAUGCAUGUCAUGGACGUUCACGGAGGACUGUGGGCUUGAGGGUUUGAAUUCAUUGAAAAAACUCUACAUUUCUGGGUGCAGAUCUAUUAUCAGGUUGCCAAAUUUGUGUGGUCUCCCGAAUCUGAUAGAUUUGGAUAUUAGGGAAUGCACAGAAUUGACAGACGUGAUGGGGCUCAGAAGACUGGAGUCUUUGCGGCGGCUCAACUUGACUGAUUGUGCAUCAAUUGUGAGGUUGCCUAAUCUAUCAGAUCUCAAGAAUCUGAAGGUGUUAAAUAUUGGUGGAUGCAAACAAUUGACAGAGAUCAGGGGACUUGAGAGUUUGGAAACGUUACAAGCACUAGCAAUGUCAAACUGCAAGUCAAUUAACAAGUUGCCUGAUCUGUCUUGCCUCGAGUAUCUCAGGUAUUUGGAUGUUAGGGAAUGCACGCAGUUGACGGAGGUCAUGGGAGUCGAAAGUUGGGAAUCAUUGGAACUGCUAGCUAUGUCAAACUGCAAGUCAAUCAGUAACUUUUCGGAUUUAUCUGGUCUAAAGAAUCUGAAGCACUUGGAUAUUAGAGGAUGCAGCCAGUUGACUGAAAUCAUCGGACUCCACAAGUUCAAAUCUUUGCAAGUGCUGGGGUUGCACAAUUAUACAGCUGUUUCCAUUUUGGGUGAUCCAUUUCGGGAUUUACAUUGGAAGUACCUAGCCUUGGCGACUUUGAAAUGAAGGAUUGGAAGUAUCUAUAGUAGUGAAGCAGUAAAGAACGUGGGGAAUAUACAAUCGAUGACCCAUUUUUCGUCACCUUCAGGAGGCUGCCAGCCAAACAUCCAUUUUGAGUUACAGUUCCUGAACAGAGCAGUGAAAUGUUUGGUUUGAAGUCUCCACCAUCUUCUGAAAUCCGGUGCUAUCUCUUGACAAGGCUGAGCUAUACUUAAAAGCAGAGUACUUACGAGUGGAUAUAGCGAAAGAAUGUAACACGAAUAACUUGGUGGUGUUUUCUCGUUUGUAUUAUCGAGUUCUAUAUGUACAUUGAUAGAGUGAAAUUAGUUGGAAGUCAUUUCCAUUGUGUGAGGUAUUUUAAGGAACAGAGCAUGACCUCCCAGGGGUUUGAUAUGGAAAACUGGAUAAGAGUAUGCCAGGCUAUUGGGAACGGGCUCGACUCAAGUCGUUAGGAGUAAUUUUAGAUGUAACGUGUGACUUGAUGGUCCAAAAUAUACAUUUGUAUAGGAAUAUUGUACUCACUAUGUGUCGUUGUGGGAAUUUGUACAAAGCAAUUGUGUAACUGAGAAGCAUUCGAUCAUUGGUGGAAAUGAGAGAGUGAUAUAC
Linum tenue is the source of this 5106-nucleotide messenger RNA. NCBI's taxonomy places the organism in Eukaryota, Viridiplantae, Streptophyta, Magnoliopsida, Malpighiales, Linaceae. The record is from the annotation of a GenBank genome assembly.